Selaginella moellendorffii is the source of this 1165-nucleotide messenger RNA. Its product is annotated as protein transport protein SEC16A homolog. The record is from RefSeq and is a predicted model, not a curated record. The coding region runs from base 178 to 627 and encodes 149 amino acids. The transcript is spliced from 4 exons. Gene Ontology annotation, biological process: autophagy; COPII vesicle coat assembly. Lineage: Eukaryota; Viridiplantae; Streptophyta; Lycopodiopsida; Selaginellales; Selaginellaceae.
UGUGCAACAGUUUUUUGGCAAUAUUGGUCUACACAAGAUGACAGGCCCUUCUUCCCCGAAAGCUUCUGAUAUGCUGAUAUUAAUAACUGUCCCGCAACAGCUUCUAGCAGAAGCAGUGUAUCACUUGCCUCGUCGGCAUCAAUAGAACCCAUAAGUGAUAAUACGAGAAGAUCCAACAUGCCAGCGAGAAGCAUUUCUGAGCCUGACUUUAGGCCUGCACAGAUCGUUAGUCCAGCGAAAGGAACGCCAAACAGAGGCGUCUUUACUUCUUUCGUGCAAAGAGCGAUGGGCUUCAUAAAAACACCUUCGAAGGAGGCAAAGCUUGGCGACAGCAACAAGUUUAGAUACGACGAGACACUGAAGCGCUGGCUUGAAGAACGAGCCGAGGCACAAGCGCCAGAGCUUCCGUUGGCUCCUCCUCCCACGGCAAACAAGCUCGUCUCGCGCGUGGAGGAGAACGGCGCUCCUAUUUCCAUGUCUCCGGAGAGACCACAGCCAACUCCGGAAAGGCCGCAACCGGUUGUGAGUGGAAUCCCACCAAUGCCUCCGAGCAGUAACCAGUACGCAGCUCGCGCACGUCAAAACGUUAGAUCAAGAUAUGUCGAUACAUUCAACAAGGUAGCGUAACACCAUCCAAGACAUCAUCGGACUCUCCUCCACUGUUUGGCGUGGUGCCAAAGGCAAGCGCAAAGCCUUUGGCUCCAGCGAGAUUUUUCGUGCCUGCGGCCGCUGCUGCCGCUGCUCCAGAUAUCAACAGCAACCAUUCGGUGGAUCCUUCCUCGGCACCGGCCUUUGUCCCCGACACGGCAUUCUCAAACGGGAAUGGACCGUUUGCACCAGCAGCAUUCGCUCAGCCGGUUGUACAGGAUAUGAGAAACGAUCCGGGGCCAACGCCUGAUCAUCUAUCGAGCGGCUCUUCGCCAGCAAUGUUCUAUUCGAAUCACUAUCCAGCAGCACCGUCGACCGUCUCGUUGCCGCCACCUGCAGCUCUGGAAGUUACUCCGCCAGUGAUGGUCGAGCAGCAGCAGCAAAACCAACACCAGGAAAGUUCGAUUCAUCGGCACCUCAACAGUCCGGCACAGUGGGAUUCGAAGCUGCCAGUUUCUCCAGAGUGUUUGGAGACGACUUGCAAGAGGUGGAAUUGUAAAUCACACUCCACAAGUAA